Corticium candelabrum is the source of this 540-nucleotide messenger RNA. RefSeq names its product spore coat protein SP85-like. The record is from RefSeq and is a predicted model, not a curated record. Bases 61 to 516 code for a protein of 151 amino acids. NCBI's taxonomy places the organism in Eukaryota, Metazoa, Porifera, Homoscleromorpha, Homosclerophorida, Plakinidae. Gene Ontology annotation, cellular component: membrane. The transcript has 3 exons.
AUCUGUUAUUGCGAAGUGUGCGUGCUGUACUGUACUUCUAGAACAUUUGUUACCGCUGCGAUGGAAUCUAACGUUGCCCCUGUUGAAAGGAAGGAUCCUGACGAGUUUCCACCAAGCUACAGUUCUCUGGGACAUGAACAGCCGCCGCCCUCCGGUUCCUACUAUCCCCCAUCUCAACCACCGCAGUAUCCCAACACACAGCAGCCUCAACCGAUGAUGUAUCCCAAUGCCCAGCACCCCCAAUUCAUGGUACCACCUACACAGAUCGUCACAGUUGGACAUGUGGAUGAUUACAUGCCCUUGUCGCUGCUGACUUUGCUGUGUUGCUGUUGUCCGAUCGGAAUAUGCGCUCUGAUGAGCUCAAUGAGGGUUCGAGAUGCUCUGAGGGUGGGGGAUCACGUCGGUGCGAUGAACGCGUCCAAGAGUGCACGCAGUUUGAAUAUCGUCGGAAUUAUUAUCGGUUGCACUGUGAUUGUCAUUAUGAUUGUGGGAGUGGUGGUGACCUUCGCUAGAUAGAGACUGAUUUCUAAUGCAACAUCA